AACACUUACGGAAACACCUCCGUACAAAAAUAUACAAGCAAUAACUUGCAAGCAGUUUCUUUAAAGAUGACACAUCUCUACCUUCAUAUAAUUGUAUAAAAGUGAGCCCUUUCCAUGUUUUAGAAUGAUGUCAAACCUGAGGAAACUGAAUUAAACAAGGAAAUCCAGGAAAUGAAAGUCCAAUUUUAAUGUGGCUCAACUAAAGCACCUUGAACUAAAGUCAGUUAAAGCCAGCGUGGAUUUCCUAUGGAGAUUGCUAUCAAGUGAGAAUAUUACAUUGUCUGACAUACAAAGGAAGAGCUAAACAAUGUGAAACAAACCAAAACUCGCUGGGCCAGUUGCCGGGACCAAUUUCGGCGCGAGGUCUCCAGCAAGGGCCGUAGUGGAGAGGGUACCUCCCGGAAAAGACCAUAUAUCUACACUGCCCAGUUGCAGUUUCUCAAACCCGUUAUGGACUUGAGGCCUACUGUGGACAGUCUGGAACCCUCUGAGGAGUCUGCUUCGGAUGGGAGUGAAACUCCCGCUGUUUUUUCACCUGAAAGAAGUCCCGAACCAACGCUGGCAGAGGACCCGGAGGAUUCUUCACAGGGCCAGCAACAACAACCACUCUCCAGUCCACCCCGUGUCAGGCAGCCGCAGCCAAGAUGCCGCCGCCAAGUCCCUCCCUCCACCUCUGUGCCAGAGAGUCGGGAGGUUAUUGACGCACGCGUCAUUGAUUUUCUGGCACAGAGGCGGAGUGACGGAGUGGAGGAGAAAAUGCUCCGGGGAUUAGGGCCCCUGAUGAAGAAAGUGCCGGAAACAGAGUACAAUGAGUGCGUGGCUUCAAUUGCAGUAGUCUUGAAGCUGUUUGCAAUCCCAAAUCAUGGGGACAUUCUGAGUAGAUUAAAUACCUGGAAGAAGGAUCUGGAAAGUGAGGGGCAACCCCAAAUGCCCGGACAAUUUGCAGUUGAAAGGCAACCGACGCAGGCGCCUUCUUUUGCACCACACCCCCAGUACGGGCCACCCCAUGGCCAUAUGCAAGGGGCAGCACAGGGCAUUUACCAGGGCAGUUUGCCCACUGUCCCACCACAGCAGGCUCAGGGAAGGCCACGGUCCUCCUUUCCUGCAGGGUCUUUUACUCAGGACCUGUUUGAGUUGUAAUUUUUUUAUUUGGUGUUGGUUUUUUAGUGUAAAAUUUGAUUGUUGUGUUUUUUUGAAAACAAUGUCGUA
Messenger RNA from Bufo gargarizans (Asiatic toad), 1209 nucleotides. RefSeq lists its product as uncharacterized. The record is from RefSeq and is a predicted model, not a curated record. Bases 451 to 1140 code for a protein of 229 amino acids. The transcript has 4 exons. NCBI's taxonomy places the organism in Eukaryota, Metazoa, Chordata, Amphibia, Anura, Bufonidae.